This is a messenger RNA of Punica granatum (pomegranate), 498 nucleotides long. The record is from RefSeq and is a predicted model, not a curated record. NCBI's taxonomy places the organism in Eukaryota, Viridiplantae, Streptophyta, Magnoliopsida, Myrtales, Lythraceae.
UCUGUAUACCUAACCACAGUGUUAUGUCCUUCAGGAAGAAGAGCCGAAAGGGGAAGAACGAAGAAGAAGAAGAUGAUCAUCCCAGUCCGCUGCUUCACCUGCGGCAAGGUGAUUGGGAACAAAUGGGACCAGUAUCUUGACCUCCUGCAGGCUGAUUACCCUGAAGGGGAUGCUCUCGAUGCGCUGGGGCUAGUCCGGUACUGUUGUAGGCGUAUGCUCAUGACCCAUGUGGACCUCAUCGAGAAGCUUCUCAACUACAAUACUUUGGAGAAAUCCGACACCAGUUGAGGAAGCUCAUGGAGCUAGAAGUUUUGGGGAGCCGACGUAUAACUAUCGUGUGCAUUGUUCGUGUUUUGCCUAGAACAUUGUUAGCGAGCGAUCUCUGUCCUUGUGCUCAGCGAGGUUUACCUUAGUUUGAUGUACUGAGAACAGUCAAAUUUGGGAGAAACAUUAAUGAACUUGGUAAUGGGAAAUAUACCAUUGGCUUAAUUUGGAUUA